AUGGCUUCUCCAAAACCCAUCAACCUACAAGUGCGUCCUCGAGGAAAGCCCAUCAGGAGCCUGCCUGAAACUGUUGAAGUACACCCGAAUGCGGCCACAACCGACCUGUAUUCCGAACUCGCUCGAAGAGCCAAAUAUUCCGUUGACCAGCUCCGUGUGACGAAAGGAUCCGAUGGCAGCGUUGUCACCAACAGUAAAGACACUACGAUACACUCCACAGGCCUGCGUGACCAGAGCACGGUCUAUGUGAAAGAUCUCGGGACACAAAUCGCAUGGCGCACGGUCUUCCUGGUCGAGUACUUGGGUCCUAUAUUGAUUCAUCCCCUGGUCUUGGCCUUGAGGCCUUACAUCUACCCGUCAGCGGCCAAAGAUGCGUCACAACUGCAAACACUGCUCUGCACGCUGAUAUGCUUGCACUUCGUCAAGCGGGAGUUUGAGACCUUGUUCGUGCAUCGCUUCUCGGCGGCCACGAUGCCAAUCCGGAACAUCUUCAAGAACUGUUUCCACUAUUGGAUCCUCUCUGGCGUCAUGAUCGCAGCUUUUAUCUACUCACCAUCCUCCGUGGCAGCACAAGAGCCAAAUUCGCUCCUGUUGUUUCCAGGCUUGGUGGUCUUUGCUCUCGGGGAGCUGGGUAACCUGCAAGCACAUCUCACUCUCAAAGGACUCAGGAGCGCCGGAGGCACGGAAAGGGGCAUUCCUCAGGGCUUCUUGUUCGAUCUCGUCACUUGCCCUAACUAUAUGACAGAGACCAUCUCAUGGCUUGGCAUCUACCUCAUAAGCGGUCUUAGCUGGGGUGUUCUCAUCUUUCUCAUAGUGUCUGUCCUUCAGAUGGGUCAAUGGGCAGUGAAGAAGGAGCGGAGGUAUCGCAAGGAGUUUGGUGACAGGUACAAGAAGAAGCGUUUCACGAUGCUUCCGGGCAUCUGGUGA
Cladophialophora yegresii CBS 114405 is the source of this 927-nucleotide messenger RNA. RefSeq names its product enoyl reductase. Lineage: Eukaryota; Fungi; Ascomycota; Eurotiomycetes; Chaetothyriales; Herpotrichiellaceae. Gene Ontology annotation, molecular function: oxidoreductase activity, acting on the CH-CH group of donors. The transcript has 2 exons. The record is from RefSeq and is a predicted model, not a curated record. Bases 1 to 927 code for a protein of 308 amino acids. Gene Ontology annotation, biological process: very long-chain fatty acid biosynthetic process.